This is a messenger RNA of Panonychus citri (citrus red mite), 1471 nucleotides long. Its product is annotated as protein O-mannose kinase-like. The coding region runs from base 188 to 1225 and encodes 345 amino acids. Gene Ontology annotation, molecular function: ATP binding; protein kinase activity; carbohydrate kinase activity. The record is from RefSeq and is a predicted model, not a curated record. The transcript is spliced from 2 exons. NCBI's taxonomy places the organism in Eukaryota, Metazoa, Arthropoda, Arachnida, Trombidiformes, Tetranychidae. Gene Ontology annotation, biological process: protein O-linked glycosylation; protein phosphorylation; carbohydrate phosphorylation. Gene Ontology annotation, cellular component: endoplasmic reticulum membrane.
GAUUGUAUUUCGGUUAAUUAAUCAACACUUUAACCUCGUAAUCAUAAACACUUACCUUUAAAAUCACUUCAAUUGAUGGCGACCUCAUGGUGGGAGUUAAUCAACAAUUAGAUUAAACAAUUAAAAUGGAUUAACAGUUAAUUGUUGAUGAGAUUCAAAUUAUCAUGGAUAAAAUUAAGGACAAUUAAUGGUUAACCCAGAAGCUGCUUUGAUCCUGUUCUUAUUGUUAACAGUUUGUUCAUUGAUUUUUGUUCACCGGUGGUUUUCAGUUAUUCAAUUUUCUCAUGGUGAUGAUCAAUCAAUCGAUGAUUUAAUUGUGACAAUUAAAGAUGAGGAUCAAUUUUUAACCUGUGAUCAUUUGGAUGAGAUUAUUAAAAUUUCCGUGAUUGGUGAAGGGGCUGUUAAGGUGGUUUGGUUAGCCAAAUGGAGGGAAAGUUUAAUUGCUUUGUCUCAAUUAAAGACUAACUUUUAUCAAGAUGAUUUUAAUCAUAAUCUUGAGAUGAUCCAACAAUUAGCUGAUUCUGGAAAGGUUAUUAAAUUGCUUGGAAUUUGUAACAAUUCAAUAAUUAUGACACAAUUUCACCCAUUUGGUAAUCCGUUGAAUCUUCUUGUUUGGAAUAACUUUUGGCCUAAUCCAAUUAUCAAUGGAUUAGGUGAUUGUCUUAAAUUGUGCCUUCAAUUUGUUGAUUUAAUCAACUAUUUACACUCACAUCCUUCUGGACCAUUGGUUAUGUGUGAUUCAAAUACACUUGAUAAAUUGUUGUCUCAAUUGUUACUCUCAAUUGUUGAUCAUGAUUCUGAUUUUACGGUCAAUGGAUUACAAUUAAUUUUCAAUGAUCUUGACGCUUUGCCCAAUGUUCAACAAGGGAAAGGAAUCAAAUGUGGAUCAAGACAAUUAGUUGGUACCUUUGUAGCACCCGAACAACUUUGGCCUUAUCCAGAUGAACCUUUUAACGACAAUUUGAUGCCACCUUACAAUGAGAAGAUCGAUAUUUGGAAGAUACCUGAUGUGUGUCUUUGGUUUAUUAAAUUGUCGUCAUCUUGUCAUCGAUUAAUUGGCUUAUUGGAACCAAUUCACGAUCAAUGUAAACAUAAAGAUCCCAAACUGAGGCCAAACGCGUCAACAAUUCAUCAGGAAUAUCGUAAAAUUUACCAACAAUUGUCGAUCGAAACCAAAUCCGAUGAUCGAGACUCUAACAAUUUGGAUCAACGUAUUGAUUUAUAACGGUAAACCGAACCAUCAUCUUUAAUUGUCUUCUUAAAAACUGCCUCAGAUCUUUCCAAUUGGUCCAUAAAUGGAUCAUAACUUGAACAGUCACUUAAAUAAUUUACUUUCCAUUCUUUUAAUUGUAACAAUUAAUUUCUUAUUGUAUUUAUCUACUGUAAAUAUGUAACCUUGUAAUUCUGUGAUGAAACAAUUAAGAAGUUCAUUCUGAUUGUAACAAUAAAAAUGAUACCGAUUUAAACCAAA